This is a messenger RNA of Austrofundulus limnaeus, 1710 nucleotides long. RefSeq names its product forkhead box C1-A. Gene Ontology annotation, biological process: regulation of transcription by RNA polymerase II; cell differentiation; anatomical structure morphogenesis. Gene Ontology annotation, molecular function: DNA-binding transcription factor activity, RNA polymerase II-specific; RNA polymerase II cis-regulatory region sequence-specific DNA binding. The record is from RefSeq and is a predicted model, not a curated record. NCBI's taxonomy places the organism in Eukaryota, Metazoa, Chordata, Actinopteri, Cyprinodontiformes, Rivulidae. The transcript has a single exon. Bases 241 to 1662 code for a protein of 473 amino acids.
CUGCGCAAAAAGUCCUGUGUGGUGACGGAUGUCCAAAGUUCAGAACUUUUUCAAUGCGCGUCUCAUGCGGACUGAAGGAUGGGGACGGCUUAAACUGCGCUUUUCUCUGUUUCAAUUUUCAUCUUUGCUCAAAGGAACUGUGUUUUUGAUCUUAUUUUACGCACAGCAGCGCUCAGAGGAGGGAGAAGCGGAACUUCAUUUUUUUCCGAGGGGGGGAUAUUUUGGAGUUUUAUCCUCGACAUGCAGGCUCGCUACUCCGUCUCCAGUCCCAACUCUCUGGGCGUCGUACCCUACAUCAGCAGCGACCCGAGCUACUACCGGGCAGCAGCCGGAGGGGGCUACACGGGGAUGCCAACACCUAUGAACAUGUACUCUCACGCGGCGCAUGACCAGUACCCGGCCAGCAUGGCCCGGGCGUACGGACCGUACACCCCCCAGCCUCAGCCUAAGGACAUGGUAAAACCCCCCUACAGCUACAUCGCGCUCAUCACCAUGGCCAUCCAGAAUUCACCGGACAAGAAAGUGACCCUGAACGGGAUUUACCAGUUUAUCAUGGAAAGGUUUCCGUUUUACCGAGACAACAAGCAGGGCUGGCAGAACAGCAUCAGGCACAACCUGUCGCUCAAUGAGUGUUUCGUCAAGGUGCCCCGCGACGACAAAAAGCCCGGCAAAGGCAGCUACUGGACCCURGACCCGGACUCGUACAACAUGUUUGAGAACGGGAGCUUCCUGAGGCGGAGGCGGCGGUUCAAGAAGAAGGACGCGCUGAAGGAGAAGGAGGAGCGGCUGCAGAAGGACCUGCCGCCCCGGCAGCAGGGCCGCGGUGAGUCGGAGCAGACCGUGCAGGGCUCCCAGCCCGUCCGGAUCCAGGAUAUUAAAACCGAGAACGGCGCCGUGACUCCGCCGCAGGCCGACUCGCCCUCCCUGAGCACCGUGCCCAAAAUCGAGAGCCCGGACAGCAGCAGCAGCAUGUCCAGCGGCAGCCCCCACAGCAUCCCCUCCGGCAGGUCGAUCCCCGGCAUGGACAGCUCCGAGCACCACCAGCACCACGGCCAGGCUUCCACGCAGGGCUUCAGCGUGGACAACAUCAUGACCUCCCUCCGGGGUUCCCCACAGGGGGUCACCGAGCUCACCCCGGGUCUAAGCGCCUCCACCAGGACGGGUAUAACGCCAUCUUUGUCCCUAAACUACUCCCCCAGUCAGACAUCAGCGUAUAGCUCACCCUGUAACCAAAACUCCAUCUCUACUACCUCCAACGCGACCUAUCACUGCAACAUGCAAGCCAUGAGCCUUUACACUGGGGACAGGUCAGGCCACUUGGCACCGAGCACCGUGGACGAAACGCUGCCAGACUACUCCGUCACAACGACCUCGUCUUCCCUGAGCCACAACCUAAACUCCGGCCAGGAGGGCCAUCACAGCCACCAGGGCAGGCUGGCCUCGUGGUACCUGAACCAGGCCGGAGACCUGGGCCACCUGGGCGCGUCCUACCCGGCUCAGCAGCAGAACUUCCACUCGGUCCGAGAGAUGUUUGAGUCCCAACGGAUCGGCUUGAAUAACUCCCCGGUGAACGGGAAUAACAGCUGUCAGAUGUCCUUCCCUCCGAGCCAGUCCAUCUACCGCACGUCGGGAGCUUUCGUGUAUGACUGCAGCAAGUUCUGACCAAAGAAAAAAGGACAGGGAAAAAAAUGGAGCAAACAAAAGACAAAA